This is a messenger RNA of Emys orbicularis (European pond turtle), 810 nucleotides long. It is a transcript of the gene DKK2, whose product is annotated as dickkopf WNT signaling pathway inhibitor 2. Gene Ontology annotation, cellular component: extracellular region. The transcript is spliced from 4 exons. The record is from RefSeq and is a predicted model, not a curated record. NCBI's taxonomy places the organism in Eukaryota, Metazoa, Chordata, Testudines, Emydidae. Gene Ontology annotation, molecular function: co-receptor binding; receptor antagonist activity. Bases 1 to 810 code for a protein of 269 amino acids. Gene Ontology annotation, biological process: multicellular organism development; negative regulation of canonical Wnt signaling pathway.
AUGAUGCUGCUGAUAUGGAAUAAGUGCUCCUGCUGUCUCCUCUUACUAGCCGUGAUCCUGAUGGUGGAGAGCUCCCAGCUAGACAGCUCCAGCUCCAAGGUGAACUCCAUCAAGUCCACCCUGAUGGGGGAGGCUCCAACGCAGGCAACCAACAGAUCUGCAGGCAUCCACCAGGGACUGGCACUUGGGAGCAGUAAGAAGGGCAAAAUCCUAGGGCAGAUGGGAAAAACUCCAAAGCACCAUCAUCGGCAAGGAGAGGCAUACCCUUGCACUAAUGAUAAAGAAUGUGAAGUUGGGAGAUACUGCCAUAGUCCUCAUCAAGCUACUUCUGCCUGCAUGAUCUGCAGAAGGAAAAAGAAGCGUUGUCACAGAGACGGCAUGUGCUGCCCUGGGAACCGCUGUAACAAUGGUAUUUGCAUACCAGUAACUGAAAGCAUCCUUACUCCACACAUCCCCGCUCUGGAAGGACCACGCAACAAGAAAAACGGUCUUUAUUCUAGCAAGGACUUGGGAUGGCAGAAUCUAGGGAGACCACAGUCCAAGCUGUCACACAUAAAAGGGCAUGAAGGAGACCCCUGCUUACGAUCAUCAGACUGCAUUGAGGGGUACUGCUGUGCUCGCCAUUUCUGGACCAAAAUUUGCAAACCUGUGUUGCAUCAGGGGGAGGUGUGUACCAAACAGCGCAAGAAAGGCUCUCAUGGCUUGGAGAUUUUCCAGCGAUGUGACUGUGCUAAAGGGCUGUCUUGCAAAGUAUGGAAAGAUGCCACUUAUUCUUCUAAAUCAAGACUUCAUGUAUGUCAGAAAAUCUGA